Cladocopium goreaui is the source of this 5345-nucleotide messenger RNA. The record is from the annotation of a GenBank genome assembly. NCBI's taxonomy places the organism in Eukaryota, Dinophyceae, Suessiales, Symbiodiniaceae.
UUGCUGAUUCGCCAUGCCAAGUUGAGCUCGGAAUCUGUACCUAUAUAGUUGGUUUCAGUUGGAGCCUUGGACCAUUGGAACUAUGUUUGCGGCUUUGGUCAAAACAGCUGUUGAAGAAAUUGCUUGGGAAGGUCCGCCUGGUAUAUCUUGGUCGCAGCUUCUUGCGACAUUGCAGCAAAAUGGUGACUUUACGAUUGAUGCUCCAAUACGAACCGGGUUGUGGAGAGAGCUGGCCAAGCAAGACAUCAUUGUGCGAGGUGCAAAAGGUGCAGCGCAUCGCUCUGGGCGGGCGUUACCAGCAGCUACAGCAGCUAUGGCGGCAACAGAACCAUCAGAUGCAGAUAGCGGAAAAGUCUUGCUGGACAUUCCAAAUGCAUUGAGGUCACACUUUUUGCUCCUGGAUGCGCAUCCAGAUAUUGCAGAAAAUGAUUUGUCAAGGAGAGCCCUCCAACUUGUGGCCAAGAGCAGAGCCAAAGGAACUUCAGGCGCUAGCCUCGCAUCACAGUUGGGUGUUAAUUGCAGAGAUUUGUUUUACGUGUUGGAAGGCCUCAGAACUGCUGGUUUGUUGGUUGGGGUGUUGCCACUCGCGCAGAAAGACUUGGGAGUCAGUAAAGAAUCUUCUGACCUGCUACCUGGCAAUCUUUUCCUUUUCUCGAGAUUUUUUGACACGGAGAAUGUAGAGAAAGACCAGAUACAGGCAUUUAUCCAAAGUUCAUCUUCCAGACUUCAAAACCAGAUUUUAUCGGCGCUGCAGCUGCAUUCCUCGGGUGUCUGUUUUGAGCAUGACUUGAAGUGCGUGAUCGGGCAGUCUUUGGAAGAAAAUACCUUCAAACCGUGUCUGUCACGGCGAACUGUGAACAAAAUAUAUCAGCGUAUCCGCAAUGACAUGGUUGCGGCCGGAGACGUGGAAUGUGUACGAGCGUGGAAUCAUCAUGCACACCAUUGGCGCGAUGCUUUAUGUAUCCCAGGAACCCAUGGUGGUCAAACAGAAAACCCUGGCAUGCAGCCUCUCCUUGCCAUCACUGAAGGUCAAGAUGACUCCAUGGAUGCAAACAGUGCACAGCAUUCAGAUCAAGGCAGUCAGGUGAAUCACAUCCCCUCCAUCCCUGACUUGGUGUCAGCACCGAGAAGGACCCUUCGUGUAUGUGAGAGAUCAUUUACACAGCAGGCUGAGGACUUGAUUCGGUGCUCGAGCAAAUGUUGCAAUGGCAUCACAGGGCCCGAGCUGGCAGACUACCUUGGGAUCCGCCGGAAGCAUUCGGAAAGAAUUCUCAAUGAUUUGGUCAAAAGGCAACGGGUUUUGAGAGUGUUCGAAAGUGAUGGGAAGACCCAUUUAAACAGAUAUUUUGACGCACAGCAUCGCUUUGAUGCACCAUCAGGAACAAGCCACAAGCGCCCUCGGAAUGGAACUCAGCCUGAAAAGCCUUCCAAGCAUGGCAAAGAAGCAGGAAACAAGCGAAUUGAUACUACAUUUGUUCGACGGCAGCAGCAUUUGGAAGUCUUGCUGCAGGCUCGUGGGGUUUUAACGCCUGUGGACGUUACAAAGAUUGCAGCAGAAGAUGCAGCAUUGGGCAAGAUGGACCGUAAGACAGCCAAGAAGUUGUUCAUCGAGCUUUCGGAAUCAAACAAAAACGUGGGUAUUGCAACACGAAACGCCACCGAUGAUCCGGAUCGGAUCCAAUUUGCAUACUGGAAGCCGCUCCAUUCUAGGGAGAGUGCGCGGAAAGCUUUCGAAGAAGCCUUGAAGGUUCAAGAAGAGAGGCGCUUCAAAAAACUCCGGAAAGAUGCACCUCUAGCAUUGACGGACGCAGCGGAUUCGCAGGAACAAGUUCUCUCACCCCAAAGGUCCACGCCAGCAGCUAGACGAACACUACCUGCAAGCGUCACAGCGCAGAACUUGCACCGUCUUGGCCGGAUUCACAUGCUAACAACACCUCAAGUAACGUUGGACCAACGAAUUCUGCAGCACUACGGUUUUCUCAGUGCUAUAGUCGUGCGAACACAACUUUUGCAUGAGAUGCUCUUGCGUAAAGCGGGGCAUGAUUUUGAACUGCAGUGGACUCCUUCCAAGAUCGUUGACGAGAUGGACUUGGAUAUUUUUUUGCAAGUGAUUGGUUGUGGGACAUAUUCCGAUUUACUCGACGAGAUUUUGCUCAGCCAGGAUUCGUUAUUGGUGAGAGACGUGCCUGACGAGCUGAGAAGGAUGUUGUUGGGGCGCACGCAUACUUCUGGUAAUUUGCGGUCUGUGCAUGCAGUUCGUCGAUUGAUGAGACAUUUGGUGAAACUUGGUUUGGCAGAGAGUUUGGGAGAAGAUGAGCCAGGAGCGGUUCAAAUCAAGUAUCAACUGAAUCGCUUUGUCCAGGUUCCGACCUUUACGGCUGAAUCCAAGGUGACUGACCCCGCCGGGAGUUUUGAUUUGGCUCAACCAACCGCCGCGAAUGCAUAUUGGACAUGUCUGCAGGGCCAAGUGGAAAUCUGGCGCACGACCGUCCGCGCGGACAGCUCUAGCGGGGAGGACAAGGUUGACAAGGCUGACAAGGUUGACAAGACCAAAGAUCCAAACCGACGUGCCAAACGCACGGUCACGUUGCCUGCCAAUGCCAUGCUGCCGGAAAUCUUCCAAUCGAAAAACUGGACAAAGUCUGCUUGGCUGACGCCGCGGCAGCGAGCUUCCAUGAACGAUUUUUACAGUGAUGUUCAUGCCAAAGUGGAAGCGUGCAAUCCAGAUGAGCAAAUGGAAGAAGUGCAAAUCAACACACCAGGAAGGGUGCUUACACCCAAAUCGGCUGAAGUGAUGGCUUUGAGUCGUCAAAUCAUGGUACCCCCAGAUAGAAUCAUCAAGUAUUGUAGGCACUUGACCGAUCUGCGGGGAGCACACCCAUCCGGAAACCAAGUCGAGUUUUCAUCUCUCCUGGCCGUCCGCUUCAAAUGCCACCUUUGCGGCUAUUUGUGUUUUCAGCGCACCAGCAUAGCAGAGCACUAUGCAAAACUCCACGGAGAGAAAUUGCCUGAAGAUGAAAGCAGAUUUAGUGAAGCGGAUUUCUAUGCGCAACGCUUGGAACAAGCAAAGCCUCGACGUGAUGGCAAGCGGCGGUUGCGAAAACGUUCAGUGCAGACGCCGGAUGCCAAUCCUUAUCCAUGGCCAGCGGCCGAGGGUCAGAGAAGUGACGAGGAAGAAGAAGGGCAGGAGCGCAGCCGUUGGGGAGCGGAGCUGGCAGAUGAUGCUUCGUGGCUGCAACUCUUUGCCGUGGCCGAAUCCAUGGCGUGUUUGCAACAGGCUUCAGAGGGCAAAGCUGUCCAGAAGCGUCCUGUGGGGUGUGAGUUACGCACAGAUGCUUCAACCUGGCCCAUACUGUCAAGACUGUCUGGCCGUUCCGCAUCAUACUGCCGCAGUCGGUUGCAUGGUUUGUUGAGCCAAGAUGUGAAGAACAGGCGGACUGUGGCUGCCUUGAGAUCUUUUGAGAUGCAAGCUGAAAGUGGAUUGACAUCUUUGGGGAUGAAGGGAAGCAUCGGCCGUGCUGUUGCCAAGUCACUACUGCUCACAUGUCAUGAGGUGCCAGCCUAUUGGUGGAAAAUUGGCUUCUUGAAUGCAGAUGUCAAGGCAAUGGUGGAUUGUGUGAUACGACAGUGGCAGUGCGAUGGUUUGGUCAGCAAGUACAAGGAGGCAAGAUGCACCAAGCUCCCGCCGCGUGCUAGACCCUCUUGGAUAUUGACAUGGUUCAGCAGGAACCGCAUGUUUGGCAAACCAUCAGACCUUCCACGAUGGCAAGAUGUUAUGUCUUUGCUGUUUGGUUCUCAAAGCAUUGCCAAGAAGAUGUUGCCCGAAUCAUCUGAUGGUGCGCAGCUUCUUGUUUUGUCCGGAGCUGUGGCGAAUGAUUCUGCAAGCCUCUGCCCUGACUGGGGUGACCCAGAAUUCUACAGACAAUCCCUUUCAUCUCCUCCUCCCUGGCAGAUGAGUAGCCAAAUGCAGAGUGAUGAGGAGGAAUGUGAAGUUGAAGAAGCGCCGGGCACUUCAAGCAGAGCUCAAUAUGGUGGUGUUCAGUCACAUUUGCAGUUGACAAGUGAGGAGCCAACACUGAAAUCAGUUCUUGUGGACUUCAAUCCUCGCAGACUCAAAGCCGCUGCCCUCUUGCAUUCCUUGUCUCUAAGUCAGGACGAGCUCAACAAGAUAAGCGGAGAGAACGAACCCAUAAACCCUCAAAUGCAGUACUGCACUUCGGGCCAAUCAGGGGUCACUCAAGGAGCAGAGAAAGAGGAUGAAGAGGAUGAAGGGAAUGAAGGGAAUGAAGAGGACCCGUCCAAUGGCGAAGAUGAGGCACCUGUUGCACGUACAGAUGCUGAUAGUGUGCAAUCUGGGGCUGAUGUUGAAUGUAAAUUGUCUGGGAAGCCCGCUCAGGUUUCAACAAUGUGUGCAGCGUUUGCUGCGUAUGCAGAAGAGUCCUGCCAGACGAAUCAAGGAACAAAGGUAGCCGUUGAUGACUUGUUGCAAUCUGCAACAUUUUUAUUCAAAACCAUCGUCCUUUCUCAAAGUGGAGAGGCGACAGAUGCUUCAAGCCCUGACCGAGACUUGCUGCCGGGUCUCGCACUUUCGGAGCUCAGAGAGAAGUACGAGUCAUAUGAGCGAGAGAAAAUCCCGAAAGCCAAAGAUUCCCGAGAUACACGAGCUCGAGCAGCAAGUAGCGGAUUUUCUCGCAUCCCUUUCCAAAGUGCUUUGAGAUGCCUGGAGGAUCUGAGGCUUCUUGUUCCCUUUCCUUGUGGUGAGGACUUUCGCCUGGUACUGGCACGCAAUGCUGCGCCAUAUUGUCUCAAACACGUUGAUGAAGCUGACAAGAGGCCAAGUGAAGAGCUUCUCCAGCUACUGCAUAGAUUUCAGCAAAACGGCUUUGGAAGACAUUGGCUGUUGCCAUACGUUCAGAUGAAGCUGCCCCAAGAAUCUAUCCAAGAAGCUGCUGCCUGCAUCUUUUUCACUGCACUAGGUGCCGACAGCAUGCUGGAGCGAUGGUUGCUCCCCGCUGGAUUGGUAGCUCCAUGUGCGUGGGUGAACGCCAAGGGACAACUGAACAUGUUGGUUCUACGAUGUUUGCUGUCAAGAUUGCUGCAGUUGCUGCUACGUCAGCCAUUUGCAUCUGCAGCAGAGUUGAUUCAGCACUUGGGCAUUCUUGACAUCUGCGAGGUCGAGUAUCUCCUAGAACUUGCAGUGUUCGUGGGAGCAGCCGAUCCAGACAGCGGCAUACCCGAGACGGAGGGUGGUCGGAGUCCUCGCUACCGGUGUGCUUUCCUGAGAUGAGCGGCGCAUGCUCGCAGCCAUGGAGAUCCAGCGCAUGCAGAGUGCCGUUGCUCAAAAC